Molecule: messenger RNA, 1284 nt
Organism: Heteronotia binoei (common prickly gecko)
Lineage: Eukaryota; Metazoa; Chordata; Lepidosauria; Squamata; Gekkonidae
Product: D-beta-hydroxybutyrate dehydrogenase, mitochondrial-like
Exons: 5
Coding region: 3-1040 (345 amino acids)
Molecular function (GO): oxidoreductase activity
Source: RefSeq, a predicted model, not a curated record
AGAUGGCGGCGCUGCGCGGGAGAAGGAGGAGGAGGCUGGCCCUCGUGCUGGGCGCCGCUGCCGCCGGCCUGCUGCUGCUGCUGCUCCCGGGGGGCGGGCUGGCCCUCCUCCCCCUCCUCCUCCCCCUCCUCCUCCUCCUCCCCCCCCUCGGCCGCCCCCUGCCCGUGGAGGGAAAGGCCGUGCUCAUCACAGGUUGUGACAAGGGCUUUGGCCACGCCCUGGCCAUGCACCUCCAUGCCAAGGGAUUCACCGUCUUUGCUGGGUGCUUGCUCCUGGACCGAGGAGGGGAUGGUGCCCGGGAGCUGGAGAGCCUGGGGCCAGAACGCAUGACGGUCUUGCAGCUCAACGUGUGCAGCAACCAGGAGGUGGAGCACGCUCUUGAAGUGGUGCAGAAGAGCCUGAAGAGACCGGAGCAGGGUCUGUGGGGCCUGGUGAAUAAUGCUGGCGUUGCCUCCUUUGGGGAUGUGGAAUUCACCAGUCUCGAGAAGUACCAGGCUGUGGCUGACGUCAACUUGUGGGGGACCAUCCGGAUGACAAAAGCUUUCCUGCCCCUGAUCCGCCGAGCUAAAGGCCGGGUCAUCAACAUGAGCAGCAUGCUGGGACGCAUGGCCACACCGCUGCGCUCCUCUUACUGCAUCUCCAAGUUUGGACUGGAGGCCUUCACCGACUGCCUGAGGCAGGAGAUGUACCGCUGGGGCGUUGCCGUCAUUGCCGUCGAGCCGGGCAACUUCAUUGCGGCCACGGGCAUCCUGACCGAGCAGGGCGUUGAGGCCCAGGCAGAGGAGAUGUGGCAGCAGGCGGGCGAGGCGGUCCGGGCCGAUUACGGGGAGCCCUACUUCCUGCAGCAGGUCCGCCGGAUGGAGGCCUUCGUGCGCAGCGGCCUGAAGGACAAGUCCCCUGUCCUGGAGGACAUCACCAGUGCCUUGACCGCCCGGCACCCCUACACCCGCUACAACCCCAUGGACACCCGGUGCUGGGUGCGCCUGCAGGCCGUGGCUCACCUGCCCACCGCCCUGGCCGACUGGCUUUACGUGGACUAGCCUCAUUCCAGCGGUGGGAGCAGACAUUCCACAGAGUCGUCCCCCCCCUCCCUCCCUCGCACACACACACAGCAGAUCCGAUUUCCUUCUCAGAUUUGCCUCCACACCGAGCGGUCGCUUCCUCCUGCAUCCCCCGCCAGAAGUCCUCUCUGCUUGUCUGAAUUGGUCUUGACAUUUUGUAAUCUGCCUUGAUUCUCAGUGAGAACAGCACAGUAUAAAUGAAAUAAAUAAAUUUUCAAAGAUU